Messenger RNA from Daktulosphaira vitifoliae (grape phylloxera), 2875 nucleotides. RefSeq lists its product as uncharacterized. The coding region runs from base 222 to 2426 and encodes 734 amino acids. NCBI's taxonomy places the organism in Eukaryota, Metazoa, Arthropoda, Insecta, Hemiptera, Phylloxeridae. Gene Ontology annotation, cellular component: nucleus. The transcript is spliced from 13 exons. The record is from RefSeq and is a predicted model, not a curated record.
AUAUUCUAUUCCACAGUUAUUUGUACAAUAAAUUCUACGAUUAUUUGUAAUUACGUGUUGAAUAUCUGAUCAUAUUCAAAAAAAUAUUAAUAUCUCAAAUUUUUUUUAAAUAUAUUUUUUGUCAAUAGUUUUUAAGUUAACCUCUUUAAAAUUAAUUCAAUAUUGUCUUGCCAUUUAAUUUUAUAUAUAACGCCUUAUUUAUAUAAAAAGUACUUGGUACUAUGUCCUAUAGAUCAAGCCGAGGAAGUUAUAGUAGUUCUAGAGGUGGGAGUCGUGGUAAUUCAUAUAGUUCAAACUAUGGUAGUUCUAGAGGUGGACGAGGUGGAAGUUUUAAUGAUAGCUACAGAAGCCAAAACAGAGGUAGUAAUUCAUAUAGAGGAUCACGAGCUAGUAGUAGAGGAAGUGGUGGGUCAUGGUCCAAUUCAUCUUCAAACUAUAACAAUUUAAAUCGUAAUUCCAAUUGGUCAUCACCUGGAGAUUCAAAUUAUGAGUCUCGUAGUCGUUAUUCUGGUGGCAAUGAUCGCUAUCCAAGUGGUCAUAAUGAUGACUUUAGAAGAUAUAAAGAGGGUGGAAGAAGUCAUAGAGACUCAGAAGUAGGUGGUUAUUCAAGUUCCAAUGAUGAUUAUGGUCGUUAUAGUGGUGGUGGCAGCAGUUAUGCUGAAGAACGUAGUAGUAGAUCAUCCUUUGCCCCAGAUAAUUAUGGGGGAAGUAAUAGUGGAUAUAGAGGACGUGAAAGUUCUCGAGAUUAUAACUCUGAUUUUCGAAAACCGCUGCCCCCUAAUGAUGAUCGUUCGCCACCACCACCCCCCAGAUACACUGGCCCUUCACCUAGAGGUAGAAGUUCUAGAGGAUUCCGGGUUGCUGAGAGACCUGGAAUGAGAGGUAGAUCUUCUGCCAGUGUAUCUUAUAGAGGAUCUUAUGGAGGCAAUUCAGGAUUGAUAAAACGGAAAAGACUUGAACCUGCAACCAGUAGUUGGCGAUCAAAUCCUGUGCGUAAAGGAUAUGAAGUAGCCAGUAGAAGAAUACAUGCAGUCAAAAGAACUACACGAGACCAUGAUGAUUAUCGAGCUAGGAAAAUUGCAGAAUUUCGAGAAAAAACUCGACAAUUACGUGAACGUGUUAGAACACCUUCUGAUGAUGAAGAAGAAGUAGAAGAAGAAGUAGAAGAAGAAGUUGAAGAAGAAGUAUCUGUUCAUGAUGAGGGGGAAAAACUUGUGCAAGAUGAUCAACAAAAUGAUGAACAACCCAAGAAAAAAAGGAAAGUAGUAAAAAAAAUUGUGAAAGUUAAAAAGAAGUUGAAGAAACAAAAAAUAAAUGGUGAACCUAAAAAGUCUAAUUCAAUAAUUCUUGAUAAAUCCUCGCCAAAAAAAAGUGAAAACCACAUGCUUGAUUCUAGAGGAGAACCAUUUAUGAAACUUUUAUGUCCACAUUGUGAAGUGACUUGUAAAACAUUCCGUGAAUAUGAAAUACACUUACUAAAAAUACGUCAUCGUACAGCUAUGUCCCAAUUGGCUAGAAAACGUAAGCAUGAGCUUUUUAUGCUACGUCAAGAUCAACGUAAGGAACAAAAAGAUAUUGAUGAUAAAGUUGCAGAAGAAGAUACUAAAAGCAAUAUAAAUUAUUGCAAGUUAUGUCAACUGAACUUUAAACAACAAAAAAGUGAUCAUUUUAGUAGUGUUUUACAUAAAAAAAUAAAGCAAUUUAUACAACCUGCUUGUAAUGUAUGUCAUUUAAUGUUUGCAUCACCAAUGCGUUAUGAACAUCAUUUAUGUAGUACAAAUCAUUUAAAGAAAGCCAAUGUUUAUGAAAAACGUACAAAACGUAUGGUAACCUUACCCAGUGCAGAAGAAGUUGAGGGUGAUGUUGAUAUGGACAAUUUCAUGGUUUUAGAUUCUGUUGGAUCUGGUGAUGAUGAUAUAUCUGAUAGCGAUGAAAAUACACAAGGCAUCAAAAAUGAAACUGAAAAAAAGAAAAAAUCCAAACCUAAAAAAGAAAUAAGCUUAGGAAAAGAAUUUUGUAAAAAGGUAGAAGUUUAUUACUGUGAACUGUGUAAGUUUAAUUUGCCACCACAUGAAGAUAUUGAACAGCAACUAAGUCUACAUUGUCGUAAUCGUGUGCAUCUUCAAAGAUAUGUUCAACAUUGUGAAAAAAUCAAAGCACAAGAAAAGCUUUCUGAAAAAUCUGAGAAUGAAACUUUAAUUGAAACAAAAAAAGACAAUGAAACUUGUAGUGAUUCAUCUAAUAAAGGUAAUAAAACAGAUGUUAAAGACAGUGUAUCUGACAAAGUAGACAAAUUGAAUCAAAUUAAAGAAAAAGAAGAGACAAAGGAUGAAUUUGAUUGGUCCUCAUUAGAUAAUGUUAUCGAGAGUGAUCCAAUUAAAGAAGAUUCUGAUAGUGGAAAAUCUUCUACCAUAGAGACAAAAUAGUUUUUUUUAACUGUAUAAGUUUAAAUGAAAUAUUAUUUAAUAAUUCUUCUACUAUAUAGAUAGAAUUUUUUUUAAUAAUUAUACUAUGAAAUUUCAUCAUGUAUUAAUCUAAUUGAAAAAUGUUUACUUUACACUAGUUAAUAUUAGUAUUUAAUUAAAAAUUAUAAUUUUGGUAAUUCAUUUGAAUUACUUAUAAUUAUCUAAGUCCUUUUUAUCUAAAUAGUAUCUAUAUAUUAUAUGUGUAUAAUAUGUAAACUAUUACUUUAGACGUGUUGUUUUUACUAUUUUUUGAUAACUAUUCAAUUAUUAAAAUAAAAUAGAUAAGUAUUAAUUCUAUGUUAAUAUCCAUAUAAUAAUAUUUAAUUAAGUGUUCUCUGUCAAAUUAUGUAAUUUAUUAUUCAUAAUACUAUUGAUAAUAAUUUUAAUAAAUAUAUUGACGUAGACAUAAU